CUCUUCUGGGAAGGCUGUCCACAAGGUUUAGGAGUGUAUCUAUGGGAAUGUUUGACAGAGAAGCGUGAUUCAUCACUCCAGAGAACACGUCUCCACUGCUUUACACCACUGCCACCAUGGUUGAGUUGCUGUUGUUCCCAGUUGCUUCCACUUUGUUAUAAUGCCACUAACAGUUGACCGAGGAAUAUUUAGUAGCAAGGAAAUUUUACAGAUGGACAUAUUGCAAAGGUGGCAACCUAUCACAGUACCACGCUUGAAUUCACUGAGCUCCUGAGAGCGACCCAUUCUUACACAAAUGUUUGUAGAAGCUGUCUGCAUGCCUAG
Molecule: messenger RNA, 324 nt
Organism: Staurois parvus
Lineage: Eukaryota; Metazoa; Chordata; Amphibia; Anura; Ranidae
Source: the annotation of a GenBank genome assembly